This is a messenger RNA of Selaginella moellendorffii, 1266 nucleotides long. Its product is annotated as bZIP transcription factor 46. Gene Ontology annotation, cellular component: nucleus. The record is from RefSeq and is a predicted model, not a curated record. Lineage: Eukaryota; Viridiplantae; Streptophyta; Lycopodiopsida; Selaginellales; Selaginellaceae. The coding region runs from base 256 to 1125 and encodes 289 amino acids. Gene Ontology annotation, molecular function: DNA-binding transcription factor activity. The transcript is spliced from 4 exons. Gene Ontology annotation, biological process: positive regulation of DNA-templated transcription.
GGUUUUUCUUUCGUCUUUCCCGUUUCCUGUCGCAAUUCUCUUCCGCCCUCUCGAUCCCUCUGGCUCCAAAUGCCGUAGCGGAAUUUCUCUUCUUUGGCAGUGGAAUCGAUCGCCUCGCAUGCAAUCGCAGCGUCGCGGGAUGCUUUCUUGGAUCGAGGGGCGGGAAUGCGGUUGCGAGGCGAGCUGCCGCUAGGAAUCGCGAGAUUUCGCCUCUUGAUCGAGCAGUCUUGGAAUCUUUCCGAUUCUUGAGGGGAAAUGGGGGCCGUGAGCGCCGAGUAUCUCAAUUCCUCGCCAGUGCGGCCAGUCUUGGACGAUCUCAAGAGCUUUGGCGUGCCGGAGAAGAAGCUCUCAUCCAUGAACAUCGACGAGCUGCUGGUGGCGGCAACGGGCGAGGAGGAGUCGCAGCCCUCGCUCCCCUCCUCGUCCGAGCAGGAGGAAGAGGAGAAUCCCUCCUCGUCCGAGAUCAAGCUCUCGGUGGAGGAGGUCUGGAGGGAAAUCCAAGAGGGUAAGCUCACGAGCACAGCGGCAGCGUCGUCCACGGGAGCGCCGGAGUCCGGCAUCGCUCCACAGCGCACGCUGGGGGAGAUGACGCUGGAGGAAUUCCUCGUCAAAUCGGGGGUGGCCGACAGCGCUCCCACGGGGAUUGUAUCGACGUUCCCAGACUUGGGGCCUGCUCCUCACAAGCGCGAGAGGGAUGAUCUGGAACUAGCUUACAUGCAGGGAAUGGAUCCCAGCGCCGCCAAUUCCAGCUCCAAAAGAUUGCGAGCUUUCGUUACCAAGAUCGAGGAAUGCUGUAUGGUUCCAAGCGGUGGCCAGGUCCUUUCCUACGGAGACGCCUUCCACAAGCCGGACGAGUACGUGGACAAAGUUGCCGAGCGAAGGCAGCGGAGGAUGAUAAAGAACCGAGAGUCGGCUGCGCGUUCCAGGGCCAGGAAACAGGCUUACACAGCAGAGCUUGAAGCAGAGGUAACGCUGCUCAAAGAAGAGAAUGACAAGCUCAAGAGGCAACAGGCCGAGGAUGCGAGGUACAGGGCCAAGGUGAUAGACAUGCUGACGGUGCUGAAACGUUCCAAGAAAAACGCCAAGGCCAGGCGAGUGGAGCUGAGGAGGGUGAACUCGUUCUAAAUGUAAGUCGAGGAUGUCCAAAAAAUUUUGAUAGCAUAGGCUAGUAGCAGUGAAGAGAAAAAAAAAAGUGAGUGCUUGUGAAGCAGCGUUUUUCCUCUUUUUUUUCUUUUUUAUUUAGAAUUUGUACACAGUUUACGUCGA